ACUGGCACUGCUAUAGCUCUGACAGCAAAAAUACCUUAAAGAAAACACGGUUCCGGUUUGUUUACCAGUAUUUUGAAGUUUGACUUGUUUGUCUAGCUGAAAUUUCAAAGGCUGUAGCGAUGGGUCGAGAGAGUCCAGCUAGCAAGAAGCGUCGACGCAGUUGGAGUUCAUCUUCUACAAGCUCAUCCUUGUCUAGCAGCUCGUCUUCAAGCUCUGAUGCUGGUAGGAAAAGGUCUGACAGGUCGUCGGCCAAGAACAGACAGAGGCCACUUAACAGUCGGCGUGAGACGCGCCGACGUUCGCCAGGCGGCCGCAGGGAUCGGAGUUUUUCAGAGGAUCGCAAUGGUCGCGCUCUAUCCACUGCUUCUUUCGACUCUAUGGACUUGGAGAAAAUGUCUAAAAAGAAAGACGCCAUAACCAAAUUGAGGGAGAAAUUAGGCAGCACCAGCGACGAACCCCAGCCAAGAGAAGGGCAACAUCCAAAAGUUUCUACAGACAAGAAAAGACCAUCGCCCUCGAGGAAACGCGAGUCUCCCUCAAGACUGAGAAGGUCACGUUCUCCAAGACGGCGAGAUACCAGGUCGCCGAAGCAAAGUGAAAAGAGUCACAUUAGGAGGUCAAGGUCUCCAGCUGGACACAGGAGUAACAGGCACGCCGACGAAAGGCAGCGCAGGGAAAGUUAUGCCCCUGGGAAAGUAGACAACAGCAGACACAAAUCCCCGGACAACAAAAGAAGGAGAUCAGAAUCUCCGAGACAAAAGUUUGGAGACAGGAGACCUCCUCGAAGGAGUUCUCCUGGCAAAUCAACAAAAAGGAAUUCUCCAGGCAAGAGCUUGGACAGACCUGAGCGUACAGAGAGGAAGAGGUCCAGGAGUUUUGAACGCCCUAACUACAGUAAAGGAUCAAUCAAUGACAAAAGGUGGAAACAUGAUGGAUACUUGGAACUUCAAAAUGAAUCCAUGAAUCCUCCACAAUCCACUGGCUUUGACAAAGGCUUCAAUAAGAGAAGGCACCAAAAUGGAGGGGAUGAUCCUUACAUGGAUGCAAGAAGGGCUCAAAGAGUAGAAAUCUGUGAGAAAGGAGUAGCUAGCCUCUGGGCAAACUCUCCAAGGCCACUUUCUGAUAGCUCUGAUGAAGAGAAAAAGAAGAAAGAAGCAGCAGACGGUGAUGACAAGAAAAAGAAAAAGAAGAAACUACUCAAGAAACUAGAAAGAAAAAUUAAGAAAGAAAUCAUCGCGGAAAUGUUGAAAAAGGAGAAAAAGAAGAAGAAGAAAAAGAACAAAAAGAAGAAAGACUCUAGCUCCGAGAGUGAUGGCAGUGAGAGUGAUAGUGGUGAUGAGUGGGUUGAGAAGCCAACAAAAUCAAGCAAGUCCAGCAAAAAGGAGAAGUUGUCAAAGACGAGUGACGACGAAGGGGGCAUCGUUGGUCCAAACAUACAGAAAAUUGCCCUGACACACAAGGAAAUGGGCAAAGCUCUAUUGCCUGGUGAAGGCGCAGCUAUGGCUGCCUAUGUGGCCGAGGGAAAAAGAAUCCCGAGGAGAGGAGAAAUUGGCCUCACCUCUGACGAAAUCGCUUCUUUUGAGUCUGUUGGUUACGUCAUGAGUGGUUCAAGGCACCGUCGCAUGGAGGCUGUCCGUAUUCGAAAGGAAAACCAGAUUUACUCUGCAGAUGAGAAACGUGCUUUGGCCAUGUUUAGCAAGGAUGAGAGGCAGAAGCGAGAACACAAGAUUCUUGGUCAAUUCAAGGAAAUGGUUUCAUCUAAAGUGCAGAAGAGAAUUUAGAAUCCUUCUUUGUUUCAAAAAUUGUAAUAAUAAAGGAACUUUUACUGUAA
Molecule: messenger RNA, 1831 nt
Organism: Cloeon dipterum
Lineage: Eukaryota; Metazoa; Arthropoda; Insecta; Ephemeroptera; Baetidae
Product: NKAP family protein CG6066-like
Exons: 7
Coding region: 120-1781 (553 amino acids)
Biological process (GO): regulation of gene expression
Cellular component (GO): nucleus
Molecular function (GO): chromatin binding
Source: RefSeq, a predicted model, not a curated record